AUGAUCAUAUUUCAUGUUUAUGAUUACAGGUGCCAUGAAUUUGCUAUUAUAGAGAAUCUGGAUCUGCUCCUCCAGGUGACUGAGCUCCGCGCACGGUCAGUCCAGCAGGUCGACUUCUGCACUCAGAUGGGGUCUGCACUGUGCACGUUACUGUGGGGGGUCUCUAACAGAGAGGAGACGGUGAAGACCAUCCUGGGAAUGGAUAGGACCACAGAGUUCUUCAGUUUGGCUGCUCAGACCGUCAGCAGUUUGGUGGAGUCGCUCUCCGUUAGUCAGGAGGAGGACAUGGAGGAAAGUAGCUUUGUCCUGGGUCUGGCCGGUACCAUCACAAAUGUGGCUGCCGUGUCUUGUGGACGGGAUUUCCUGAUGUCUUCCUGCAGAGAACUUCUGGAAAAGUGGAUGGAGCUCCUGGGAAAGAUCAGAGUGGGGAACUGCCCUCAGCUCCGAGUCCUCAUCCUGAUGACUCUGUACAACGUCUCCAUCCAUCGUGAAGGCCUCGUGUGGAUGAGUCAGUAUGGCGGACUCAUGCCUCAGCUUCAGCAGCUCCUGACCGAUCCUGACAGUGACGUCUGUCUGCAUGCUCUGCGUCUCCUCCAGUCCUUGGUUCUAGAGCCGGAUGUUCUGCACAUGUUAUGGGGAGAACUCCAGCCGUGCCUGCCCCUCAUCACACAGCUCUCCCAUACUGCCAACUCAGAGCUGAAGACGAUGGCCGCUGAGGUCCUGGAAGAGCUGAGGGGCCCAAUGGCUGAGGCUUAGUCUGUCUGGGAUGUCAUCUUCUCCAGCAGUGAUGUCACCCACAUGUCAUAUCCUCGGCUGUGAUGUCACAUGUCAUAUACUCGGCUGUGAUGUCACAUGUCAUAUCCUCGGCUGUGAUGUCAGAUGUCAGAUCCUCGGCUGUGAUGUCACAUGUCAGAUCCCCAGUUGGGACAUUUUUCCUGGGUGAUGUCUGUUUUGUUUGGAUAUUAAAUUUCCUGGGUUGUCUCGAUUUGUGUAGCGGU
Molecule: messenger RNA, 998 nt
Organism: Hyla sarda
Lineage: Eukaryota; Metazoa; Chordata; Amphibia; Anura; Hylidae
Gene: HSF2BP
Product: heat shock transcription factor 2 binding protein
Exons: 6
Coding region: 1-756 (251 amino acids)
Cellular component (GO): cytosol
Source: RefSeq, a predicted model, not a curated record